AUGGCGGAUAGAAAGUCAGCAUCGACGGAUGCAGGCCCAGUGAAAAAGAGCAUGAAACCCGCUACAUCCGGACCAACUAUAGUUGGAUUGAUGGCGUCUAAGCGACUGACAAGCAAACUCACGUCUAAGCUCGGUAAAGACAGAAGAUCUUCAUCAAUAGCUGCAAGUAAUGUCCAUGUCGAAAAGGAGCCGACUUACCGAAUGGAGCCCAACAAGAAAUUCAGCUCUGUAAAGGCACGACAAAUCCUAGAGGAUGUCUUAUCGUCUAGGUUAGAGAGAUACAGAUAUAAUUCUAAGUUUGCUAGAAACAUGGCCAAGGUGUUAAGUGACGAAAUUAAAGACCAGAUGAAAGCGCUGCAUUACGAUCGUUACAAGUAUAUCUGUGUUGUUUAUAUUGGAGAGGUCAAAGACCAAGCAAUGGAGCUCACAAGCAGAUGCGCAUGGGACAAUAAAUACGAUAAUUCAGCGACAUAUACGUACCAAGGAUCAUUCCAAGGAAAAGCCUGGUUUUGCAACGCGUCUGUGUUCGGAGUUUACAGAGAAUAA
Ylistrum balloti is the source of this 546-nucleotide messenger RNA. Its product is annotated as dynein light chain Tctex-type 5-like. Gene Ontology annotation, cellular component: cytoplasm; cytoplasmic dynein complex. Gene Ontology annotation, molecular function: dynein intermediate chain binding. Gene Ontology annotation, biological process: microtubule-based movement. The coding region runs from base 1 to 546 and encodes 181 amino acids. NCBI's taxonomy places the organism in Eukaryota, Metazoa, Mollusca, Bivalvia, Pectinida, Pectinidae. The record is from RefSeq and is a predicted model, not a curated record. The transcript has a single exon.